Messenger RNA from Telopea speciosissima, 1568 nucleotides. Its product is annotated as vacuolar cation/proton exchanger 3-like. Gene Ontology annotation, cellular component: plant-type vacuole membrane. The transcript has 12 exons. Lineage: Eukaryota; Viridiplantae; Streptophyta; Magnoliopsida; Proteales; Proteaceae. The record is from RefSeq and is a predicted model, not a curated record. Gene Ontology annotation, biological process: calcium ion transmembrane transport; intracellular calcium ion homeostasis. Gene Ontology annotation, molecular function: calcium:proton antiporter activity. Bases 23 to 1342 code for a protein of 439 amino acids.
GAAAAACUACAAAGCUUCAUCAAUGGCUUCGCCAGAGGAAUCUUGGAAUUUGGAGUUAGGAAGUAAUAUUAAGGGUUCAAGCAAAGAAAUUCGCCAUGGGAGAACUGCUCACAAUAUUUCAUCAUCUUCGCUACGCAAGAAGUCCGAUUGUGCGAUCGUUUCCAAGGUUCGCUGUAGUCUUCUGAGGUUGAUCUUAGCGAACCUGCAAGAAGUCGUUUUAGGGACAAAGCUUUCUGUUCUCUUUCCUGUUAUUCCUCUUGCCUUCAUCGCUUCCUUUUUAAAUUUUGGAACGCCAUGGGUUUUCGCGUUUAGUCUGAUUGGGCUUACUCCGCUUGCUGAAAGAGUUAGCUUCCUCACUGAACAAAUUGCAUUCUACACUGGUCCAACAGUGGGAGGAUUACUGAAUGCAACAUGUGGAAAUGCGACAGAGUUGAUAAUAGCAUUACUUGCUCUUCGGCAGAACAAGAUAGAAGUGGUCAAGUGUUCCCUUUUGGGUUCUGUGCUUUCAAACCUUCUUCUUGUCCUUGGGAGUUCACUCUUCUGUGGAGGAUUAGCAAAUAUCAAGGAGGAACAGAAAUAUGACAGAAAGCACGCAGAUGUGAACUCCCUUCUACUGUUGCUGGGCCUUGUGUGCCUCAUGUUGCCUAUUCUGUUCAAAUACUCCACCAGCUCUACGGCUGCCUCUCCCGGAGGAAACCCAACUCUCCUGUUGUCAAGAGUGAGCAGUAUAAUAAUGCUUCUUGCAUACUCUGCUUAUCUCUUCUUCCAAUUGAAGACUCAUAGGCACUUAUGCGAAGCCCAAGAGGAUGAAGAUGGUGAUGAAGUUAGUUCUGAAGAAGAGGCUGUGAUCGGAGUAUGGAAUGCAUUUGCUUGGCUUGUGGGAAUGACCGCCGUUAUAGCCCUGCUCUCUGAAUACGUCGUCGUUACUAUUGAGGAUGCAUCAGAGUCAUGGGGUAUUUCUGUGAGCUUCAUCAGCAUAAUAUUGCUACCAAUCGUUGGAAAUGCAGCAGAACAUGCAGGAGCAAUAAUAUUUGCUUUCAAGAACAAGUUGGACAUAUCUUUGGCAAUUGCUUUGGGUUCUGCAACACAAAUUUCCAUCUUGGUUGUUCCUUUAAGUGUGCUGGUUGCUUGGGUCAUGGGUAUUAAGAUGGACCUUGAUUUCAACAUCCUUGAAAUUAGUUCUCUUGCUUUAUCAGUGAUUGUCACAGCCUUCACUUUACAGGAUGGGACUUCACAUUACUUGAAAGGAUUGGUUCUCUUGCUUUGCUACAUUGUUAUUGGGGCUUGCUUUUUUGUUCUCAGAAGUACUCCAGUUCACAAAGAAAAUGCAUUAAUGGAGUAGUUUUGGCUGCUUAAUGACAAUGGCCAUUAAUUGGAUAAAUAAUCCCCAAUGAAGAUCUAUGGAGCUACAAACUAUGGUCAAUUCCUCUUGAACCUCUCAAUGCAUUCUCCAUUCGAACAUUUUAAAUUGGAUUUGGUAGUUCGAAACAACUUCUCAAAUUACAUUGCCUAUCCAUUGAGGAUUUCAACUGUGAAUCAAAAGCCCAACUGAAUACCAAAACAAGGAU